ACCACUCUACCCAUGUCUCACCUUUAAUUCCACCUUGGAUUUCAAGCAGUAGCUAAAGAUAUAUAGACAAUGGCAGUUUUAAGAGUAAAGUUCACAAAAACUAAAAGGGACAAGCUGGCCCAGGUGCUGUGGAUCCUCAACUGGAUCUCAGUAGUUACUGGGGCUAUCCUCUUCAGCCUGGGACUCUUCCUCAAGGUGGAGAUCAACAAGCGUGGGGAGCUGAUGGCUGAGAGGGAUAUCCAGUAUGUACCCAACAUGCUAAUAGCGGUGGGCCUCAUUGCUUGUGCCAUCAACUUCUUGGGUGGAAAGAUCUGCUACGACUGUGUGGAUACAACCAAGUUCUUGCGCUGGAAGCUGAUCAUGCUGCCCUACAUUGUUUGCACCUUCUUCUUCACCUUCUGUGUGCUGGUUGGGGCGCUGAUGUGUUACAGCAUGCAUGGGGAGCUGGAGGAGUCUCUGAACUUGGGGCUGAGUCAGGCUAUGAAGUUUUACAAGGACACAGACACACCAGGGCGCUGCUUCCUGAAGAGCACCGUGGACAUGCUGCAGAUACAGUUCCAGUGCUGUGGAAACAAUGGCUAUAAAGACUGGUUUCAAAUCCAGUGGAUAAGCAACCGCUACCUGGAUAUGUCCCAAAAAGAUGUGGUGGACCGAUUAAGGAGUAAUGUGGAGGGGAAGUACCUGAUGGAUGGAGUCCCUUUUAGCUGCUGUAACAUCAACUCACCCCGGCCCUGUAUCCAGCAGCAGAUUACCAACAACUCUGCCCACUUCAACUACGAGCACCAGACGGAGGAGUUGAACCUGUGGAUGAAAGGGUGUCGCCAGGCGCUGUUGGAGUACUACACUCACAUUAUACAGUCUAUUGGUCUCACAGUUCUCAUCACCUGGCUCUUUGAGCUGUCAGUGUUGACAGGGGUUCGGUACCUACAGACCUCCCUGGAAAAUGUGCUGAGACAGGGAGAUCCUAACUCUGAAUCCGAUGGUUGGUUACUGGAAAACAGCUUCAUGGAAACUGCUCGUUCCAAUCUGAAUAUCAUCAAAAGCCUCGGCAAGAGCAACCAAAUAGACACAGCUAACAACGGAGAUCCCAACAUUGAUGUCCCGUCCACCUCCAAGGCACACUAUGGACCAGACAACGUUCCACCAAAGCAAAUAACUGAAGCCAGCUGAACUUAUCCACACCAAAAGACCUCAGAGAACUGAUUUCUUUAAAGUGCUGAAAGGGCCAUCAUACUGACUACUUGGGAGAAUUUUUCACAUGAAUAUUUUUAAAACACAAACUGCAGAUGGACAUAGCCAUAACAAAAUCUAUUGGUUUGUGGACUACCAUUCUGAAAACUCAAGUCUGUCAUUUGGCCAUCAUCUUAUUGGGUUUGUGGCCAAACACACUUUUUGUAUGCUGUAAACAUGUUUACUCUGGUCAGCACUAGUAACCUCCUUGUUUUAAUUUUUUUGCAUACUAACUGAUUUCUAUAGCAAAGC
Melanotaenia boesemani (Boeseman's rainbowfish) is the source of this 1482-nucleotide messenger RNA. RefSeq names its product peripherin 2-like a (gene prph2la). Gene Ontology annotation, biological process: visual perception. The transcript is spliced from 3 exons. The record is from RefSeq and is a predicted model, not a curated record. The coding region runs from base 70 to 1170 and encodes 366 amino acids. Lineage: Eukaryota; Metazoa; Chordata; Actinopteri; Atheriniformes; Melanotaeniidae. Gene Ontology annotation, cellular component: membrane.